CGGCCGUGGCCCUGCCUUCCCACCGCGUGUGCAGCCGGAGGCUCCGUGACUCCACCUCGGAGCGGGCUGGCUCCUCGCACACCGAGACCAUGGGAGGGACGGCUCGGCGCGGCCCGGAGCACUGCCGCUUUCUGGACGGAGAAGCAGCCGAGCCGCGCAAGAGGAGCUGCCCCAGGUACCAGCUCUGCGGACUGCUCUUCAGCCUGCUGCUCCUUUCCCUCAUUCUGAUAUUUUUUGGUGUCAAAUACCUCUGGAACCCAGCACCCAGAAAAGUUUAUGACAUGGAGCACACGUUCUUCAGCAACGGUGAGAAGAAGAAGAUUGUGAUGGAGAUUGACCCACUGGCCAGGACAGAGACCUUCAGCAGCGGGAACGGCAGUGAGGAGAUCCUGGAGAUCCAUGACUUCAAAAACGGAAUAACCGGCAUCUUCUUCGUGGGACUUCAAAAGUGUUUCAUCAAAACUCAGACUAAAGUCCUGCCUGAGACGACAGAGGCCAAGAUCCCUGAGCUUGAGGGACAAGAAAUCACCACCACCUACUUUGAGCAAUCUGUGGUCUGGGUGCCUGGGGAAAAGCCCAUUCAGAACAAGGAAUUCCUGAAGAGCUCCAAAAUUUUUGACAUCUGCAAAAAUGUGACCAUCUUCUGGAUCCACCCCACGCCAAUAGCAGCUCCUGAGCUGGCCAACCUUGAAGGGGCAGAAGAAGAAGAGCCUGAGGUGCUGGCAGACAGCCAGAGCUGGUUGGAGGGGGGGAGCCAACACGAGCUGGAGGAGGGCACGCAGGCAGGGCCCAAGCGUCGGGCACGGCAGCUCACCGAGGAGGACCUGCCCGUCAACGACUACUCGGAGAACGGGCUGGAGUUCCACCCUCUGUGGGACGAGCGAGGCUACUGCUGCGCCCAGUGCCGCCGUGCCAACCGCUACUGCCGGCGGGUCUGCGAGCCGCUGCUGGGCUACCACCCCUACCCGUACUGCUACCAGGGCGGCAGGGUCAUCUGCCGCAUCAUCAUGCCCUGCAACUGGUGGAUCGCGCGGAUGCUGGGCAGGGUGUAGCCCGGCCGUGCCCGCUGCCAGCCCGCAGCGGGCUGGUGACACGGGGACAGCGGUGCUGCCCUGCCCGGCGAGCCUGCGCCCCGCCGGCCGCGGCACCAGCAGCGAGAGCCGGACAAUAAACGUCUUGUAUGAGCGAUUGCAAA
Messenger RNA from Motacilla alba alba, 1195 nucleotides. It is a transcript of the gene TNMD, whose product is annotated as tenomodulin. Bases 90 to 1052 code for a protein of 320 amino acids. The record is from RefSeq and is a predicted model, not a curated record. Gene Ontology annotation, biological process: negative regulation of angiogenesis; negative regulation of endothelial cell proliferation. The transcript has 7 exons. NCBI's taxonomy places the organism in Eukaryota, Metazoa, Chordata, Aves, Passeriformes, Motacillidae.